CAUACGUGGCCGAGGGAAGCCAACAUGGCUGACACAGAAACUAUCGUGAACGGUGUAGAAAAUCUAAAUGUCACUGACGAUAAAGAUGCCAACUCAAAUUCUAAUACGAUCCUAGAUGAGUAUUCUGCUAAAUGGGGUUUUCCACUUGAAGAACUCUAUAAAAUCGCCUUGAAGUUUUUUAAAGAAAAAGAAGGGAAAGCCUUACAGUUAACAUAUAAAGAUAAACUGAAACUGGUAGCCUACACGAAACAGGUUGUGUUUGGCAAGUUUCGUAAUGAUACAUCACCAGAUGUAGGAUUUUUAGAUGUAGUUGGUAAUGAUCGAAGACAAGCAUGGCAGUCAUUAGGAGAUAUGUCGAAGGAAUGUGCAAUGGAAGAGUUUAUCAAGUCAUUAAAUUCCACAUGUAAUUUAUUUCAACCGUAUGUUAAAGCUUUGAAAACAGAACAAGAAGAACAAAUUAGAAAACAAAAAGAAGAAGAAGAGAAAAGAUUACAUGAAGAAGAAGAAAGAAAACGCCAAGAAUUAGAAGAUGAGGCUAAAAAACAACAACAGGUAGAAAGACAGAGACAAGUAGAACAACAGAUUCAGAUUCGAGCAGCAUUAAAUCAACAAACCGAAGUACAGUUCCGUCAAUAUGCUGAGCAACAAUAUCCUGCUAAUACACAAAUGCAAGAUGAGUUAAUACGACAGUUACAAGAACAACAUUUUCAACAAUACAUGCAACAAGUUUAUCAACAACAAAUGUUACAACAACAACAAAUACAACAACAAACAACAACUACAACAACAACCACCCAUAAUCAAUCAUUACGACAAGAUCAUGAUAAUCAGCUCAAUAAUGUUAAUCAUGUUGCUAGGUUACAAGAUGGCACAGAUGGAGACGCAUAUCGACCUUUCACCCCUGAGAUCCUACCUGCGUCACUAUGGACACGCCCUGAACUUAGUUCAUUUAAAGAGGAGAUCAGACCAAUUAAAGAACAGGUGUUAAAAAUCAACUGUCUUGCUACAGCCACGGUUCGGGUGCCGACACAUGAAGAUGGUAGUUGUUUAUUCUGGGAGUUUGGUACAGAUUAUUAUGAUAUUGGUUUUGGUUUGUAUUUUGAGUGGACGGAAUCACCAAAUAAUAACGUUAGUGUACAUGUUAGUGAAUCUAGUGAUGAAGAAGAUGUAGACGAAGAGCAAGCACAGGGUGAAGAUGCUAAAGCUGAUGUAGAAAGCGGUAAAAAGCGAGAUGAUCGACCACCAACAGAUGAAAUAAUACCAGUAUAUAGACGAGAUUGUCAUGAAGAAGUUUAUUGUGGUAGUCACACGUAUCCAGGCCGUGGUGUAUAUUUACUGAAGUUUGAUAAUUCAUAUUCAUUAUGGAGAUCCAAGACUUUAUAUUAUCGUGUCUAUUAUUCUAAAUAAUUAUUUAAUGUAUGAUGAAUAGAUAAUAUUUUUAUGGGAUGUUUAAAUUAUUGCGGGCUAAGCUUGUAAUUUAUAUAUAUAUAUAUUGUGAAAAUUGUAAAAAGUCUUGUUACUGCAGAGCGUACUUGUUUACCUGGGGGUUUUCAGGGGUCGAAUUAUAGAAAUUUAAAAUUUCUUUCUAGCUCAUAAACAUCAAAACUAUGUCAAAAGAAUGAAUGUUAAGAGGCAUUAUCUCUUUGUAAGUCUUUCACCAAAUGGUACAAGAUUAUUUUGGAUUUGUUCAGAUUAGUGUAUAUGCAAAAUUUGAGAGCAAUUUACCAAGCUUUCGCUGAGAUAUACAUGUUUUAACUAUCAAAUGCUUUACGGUCCUACUCACAAGGCAGAAAAAUUUAGUUUCACAAAUAUCUCUACUGUUGUCAACUGUCAACGUAAUCAGAUUGCUGUCAACACAUCCUUUGAUAUGGUCACAAAGUUGAAAUUUUUAUCAACAGAAGUGUGAGAAAUCGUAUCAAAUAUGGUAGUUAAAUGGUUGCUUACAAUAGUUAAUUUUGACAGUUGAUCUAAAUUAAGGGCUGGACUUUUCUAAAACUUGUGUUGUGGGGACUGUUCAGUGGUUUUCAGCAACCUUACUCUUCAGUAGCUUAGUGUUUGACUUGUCAAAAAUUAGGUGAGUGAAAGCUUUUUUUGAAUAUAUUAUUCAGAAUUAAUUACAACUGUUUUUUAGCUUAAAGUGAUAAUGCCUCUUUGAAGAUUUUAGGGGAUGGGAUACGGUAACUUUUUCAAAGGUACUGUUUCCUAAAAUAAUUGUAAAGCAAGAGAUAAAUUGGAGUUAAAAUUAAUCAUUCCGAAAGAAUUUACCAAUUUAUAUAGAUGGAGAUUAGAGAGAGAAAUCUCGACAAAUAUUGUAUAAUAAAAGUUGUUUUUUUAAACUGAUAUAGAGAUUUAUAGAGAAAGAAAAAAGUUGAGUUGAAAAAGACACAGUGUUGAAACCUACAUGUAAAAUAGCUAAUUACACCCAAAUUGUCUGUCCUGGUUAAGAUCUGGCAAAAUUCUCCUCCAUGUAAACAUAACAAUAGAACUAAAAUAAGCAUAUGUUAAUCUCAAACUGUACUUUUUACUGACAGCUGAUAAUGGUAUAAAGCUAUAACAUUGGGUCUACUGACUGAUAGCUAAUGAAGGUAUAAAAGUUAUAACAUGGGGUCUAUUGACUGACAGCUAAUCAAGGUAUAAAAGUUAUAACAUUGGGUCUUUUUCACCGUGGGCUUAAAAUUGUAUUCACUAAUUAAAUUAUGUUAAAUACUUAACUUAUAGAAAUUAUAUAAUGUCAGAUUUAUAAAUAUAUAUAAUUAAUACACAGUAAGACUUCAUUUAUAAAAAAAGGUUAAUGCAAGCAAGAAAUUAACAAUUGGAUAAUGAUCAUUUAUAUAAAAACAUAUUGGCCUAAUGAAUUUCUAGUCUGAUAAAAGAUGAUUUAACAUCUGUAAGAUAAUUUGGUUUCCCAUCAUUCUUACAAAUAUUGUGAUAUUAGUCAUUCUUUUCAGCUUAUUUUGUGCAGAACUUCCAGCUUAAUUGGUCCAAUAAUUACCUUGUAUUGAAUAUCAAUGAGAAAAUAUAUUAUAAAUGGUGUCAUUCAAGAACAUGCAUGUACAUAGAAGUGAUUUUCACAUUGAGGGAGCCAAAAUUGGCAAAAGUAAUUUGGGUUGUGUCAUGUAAUUAAUAACAAGAUAUUAAGUGUCAUGAGAGACUACAGCAGGUUAUAAUUUGAGUUGACUGUAAGGUUUAAUAUUAUUAUUAAUACUGUUAUGUUUAAUAUGUGUUAGAUGUUUAAUAUUAGAAAUGUUGUGAUCAUCAAAUGAACUUUGUAUAUUAUAUCUAUUUCAUUGUUUUAAAGCCACCACCGUGUCUUUUUAUAUGCCCAUAUAGAAAUGGGGUCGUAUAUUGCCGUCACCCCUGUCCAUCUGUCGUUCAGUCUGUCGUCCACAAUUUCUUGCGAACACUCUACAGACAACAUUUAUCAUCUGAUUGUUUUAAAAUUGAUAUAUGUUGUUUACAUUAGAAGCCAUUUUAAUUUCAAAAAUUUCCAUUAAUUUCUUCUGGAGUUACCUGUAUGGCCCUUGUUUCACUUUGUUGCACUUUGUUGCACUUUGUGAACACUCUAACAACAAAAGUAAUCGAUUCGAUUUAGUGAAACGAAGACACCUAUUGAAUUUAAGCAAUUUCCGUUAAUAAAAUCUAGAGUUAUGGCCCUUGUUUCACUUUGUUGAACCUUGUGAAGGCUCGAACGACAAAAGUUAUCAUCCAAUCUGUAUGAAAUUUAUAUGCAUCAUUUAAAUUAGUGAAACGAAGAAGCCUAUUAAAUUUCAACAAUUUCUGUUAAUUACUUCCAGAGAUAAGGACCUUGUUUCUUUUUAUAGAACCUUGUAAACCCUCAAACGAUGAAAAUUAUAAUUACAACGCUAUUCGACCGCUCAGACAAUUUAGCUGCUGUGGGCGUAUGUUUUGUUGCCUGGCAACCUGUUUUUCCAUCAUAUUGUUCCUCAUCAACUCAUGUAUAACUUUCAAUAAGUUCACUACAGCUUUAGUUAUUUGAACUUUACACUGAUGCUACUGCCAAGACCCAUGGAUACUAUUUUAAAAUGCUUUCUUGACAACAGUACUAAAACAAAUCAUUACAUAUUUGUGGUUUUUGUUAGCACACUCGAAUCUUGUAUUUGAAAUUUUCACUGUUUUAUCUCGUGUUAUCAUUAUAAGCUACCGAAUGUCAUUUGAAGGAUAUUAAAUCCCCUACAAGUUACAUUAAUGUGAAAUUUGAAUCUCUCAAAGGAAUAUCAAUCAAAAUAUGCUUUAAUUCUGUUUAUUAUUUACAUAUAAAACUUGACAAUUUUGUAACAUACGACAAACAUAAACAAGCCAGUAUUAUUCCAUUGUCCUCUUUAAAUUUGUAGAAAUCUACCCUUGUAAUUUGGUUUGUAUUCUUAAUUAAUUUAAAUAAUCAAUUUGAACACAUGAGUAAUAUGAAAACUUAGAUAUCAAUGGCUUUCAAACCAAUUCUGUAAAUGAAGUCCGGUUUUGUGAACUUUGAUCAUGCAAUGUAUUUUAUCUCCCCUGCUUGUGUAUAUAAUUAGUGUGUGAAUACAGCCAUAUUUCAAAGUGAAUAAUUGACACUUUAUCAUUGUAAAUUAGCUGAUAGAAAUAAAUAAUAACUAAAAUGAUAAAGAAUACUAAUUCAUUUAUAACUUUUUCCCAGAUGCAUGGAGCUUUCAGUUAAAGAAAUGGAGUUAUGUCCCUUACAUUGGACUGGGACCUAUUUAAUUUAGUUAGUGAAAUCGAAUGCAAGCCCAAGCAGUAGUAUAGUGUUAUCUUAUUAAAUUGAAUUUACACUGCCAGUGCUCAUCUAAUCUUUAUCAUAUUUGAUGUAAUGACUUGCCAAACAACAAAAUAUUAGUUGGUUUAUUAUGGAUUGAUUCAAAAUGGAAAUGGCUAGUUUUUUUUAAUGGCUAGUUAUUAACCAAAUUAUGAUGAGAAGGGAGGGAUGCUUAAUACAUUUCUAAGAAAAACCAGCAGGUGGGUGCUUAUUAGAGUAAGGUUAGUUGUUACAAUGAAUAUGGUAUAUAUGUCUUCAGCAUUUACAGUCUUACAGUAUUUCUUCCUAGAUAAACUUAAAUCUCCAAACAUUAAAACCUCGACCAUCAUAAUUCCCAUUUAGUUAGAAUUUACAGGAAAGGGGGGCAGUUUUGUUAUUCAUCAUAUCGUAUUAAUAGUGUGAUAUGUUAUUGUAUUGUAUAUAUAUAGUAAAUAUAUUAUAUCUAAACAG
Messenger RNA from Patella vulgata (common limpet), 5221 nucleotides. Its product is annotated as Golgi resident protein GCP60. Gene Ontology annotation, molecular function: fatty-acyl-CoA binding. The record is from RefSeq and is a predicted model, not a curated record. Bases 25 to 1407 code for a protein of 460 amino acids. NCBI's taxonomy places the organism in Eukaryota, Metazoa, Mollusca, Gastropoda, Patellidae. Gene Ontology annotation, cellular component: Golgi membrane. The transcript is spliced from 9 exons.